Messenger RNA from Taeniopygia guttata (zebra finch), 1444 nucleotides. RefSeq names its product transcription factor Dp-1 (gene TFDP1). The record is from RefSeq and is marked provisional. NCBI's taxonomy places the organism in Eukaryota, Metazoa, Chordata, Aves, Passeriformes, Estrildidae.
ACAUGUGCAGUCGGGCGCCUCCGCAGCGGCAGCAGCAGAAGCGGCGGCAGCAGCGCGGCGGGCGGGGGGUGCUCCCGCUCCGCGCUCCGGGUCCCUGUCUCGGGGCGGCGGCGGGGGAUGGAGCCGGCUCUCUCUGCCUUCGGCCGCUCAGCUGGUGCUGUCUUUGCUUUCUGCUUUCCAGAAAAUAGCAUUGUCCCUGUGUCCUGCAGCCAUCGAGAUUUUAAGACGACUGGUUUUUAGUCUUUGGUAACAUGGCAAAAGAUGCUGGACUAAUUGAAGCCAAUGGAGAGCUUAAGGUGUUUAUAGACCAAAACCUAAGUCCUGGAAAAGGGGUUGUUUCCCUAUUGGCUGUUCAUCCUUCUACAGUAAAUACGAUUGGAAAACAGCUCCUGCCAAAAACAUUCGGACAGUCUAAUGUCAACAUUGCACAACAAGUGGUUAUCGGUACACCUCAGAGACCUUCAGCGCAAAAUACUAUCCUGGUAGGAAGUCCACAUACGCCUAACACACAUUUUGCAUCACAGAACCAGACUGGAGAUUCUUCACCUUGGUCUGCUGGGUGAGCAAAAUGAAAGCUAGAAAGGAUUAAUAAAAUGUUGGAACAUUUGUUUUAAGUGUUGUGCUAGUGUACGUACUCCUCAGACUAGCAGUGUGCAAAAAGUCUUUUCCUUUUCAUCAAGAGCACUUCACCACUGAAGUCUGUUGCUCUAAAAUAGGGAGUAGGCACACAGCAAUGAGUAUCUCUUCUUUUCUUGUAAAAGAAUGCAGAAUAUUUUCUGUAAGCUCUGAUAGAUAUUCUGACAUUACUAACAUUUAGGCAAUUUAGGUCCUAAAAGGACACAGGAGUUUGUCUGAUUUGAUUCAUGAUUUCUCUUAUGCUGGUGUAUUUUCAGAAAAUACUGUGUAUUUCUAAUUGAACAAGGGUAUCCCAGAGUGUCAUUUGAAAUAAGAAUGUAGUCCUUCUAGAGAAAAAGUAUUAAAUAAAAGGAGUGCAUUCUUUCGGUGUGGUUUUUUUUGAUGCAAGCAUGUUUUUAAGGACAUCUUGUUAAAUGUAGUUGCUAAAUUUAUUAUUGGUAGCCUGUUACACAUAAAUAGAUUUCUACUUUGGAAUUGUACAGUGAAAUGAGAUGUAAGAAUUGAGACCUCCCCUUGCUGAAACUAAUUUUGUUGAUACUUGUAUUUUUCCUCUAGUUACAAGGAAAUUUUUAUAUAAAAACUUUGCAAAGCAGAAAACUUCAUUAUACUGCUUGUAUCUUGUAACUCUGAAGUUCUAAUAGCAAUUUCAUAUACUGUAUAACUUCAAAUUGUGUUAUAGUAAUAGUGUAAUGUUUAGUGAGUUCAACCAAUACCAGACUUUGUUCAGUCAGUAUCAGUAUCACAUUGCAUGGAAAAUGCUCGAUCCAUGUGCUACUUAAAAAUAAAAAAAUUUAAAAAGGACAAAAAA